AUGACAAAAAAGUCAAAUUGGAUGAAACCAGAACGAGGGGUAAUGUUCCUUAAAACUUUAGCAUUAAGCUAUUCAAGCUUCCUGCUGUUUUCCUUCACUAGCACAUGUCAAACGGCCUCAUGACUUUAUUACUUGUGAAUGAUGUUUUUAGUGGAAAUUUCGCUAGGACUUGUUUCAGAAUUAAUUACUCGCACACAGAAAUUUAUCAAAAAUUUUAUUUUAAUUAUUCAAGUUUUGGAGUUUAUUUGGCAGCUGAUAGGGAUUUAUUUGACAAUUAGUUCAACUUGUCAAGAUGAAAUGCAAAAUGGAAUUCGAAUUUUGCUCUGUUGUUUUGGGCUUUCAACACUUAUUUUAUUCAUAGGGAUGGUAAGAGCUUUAUUUAAUUAA
Molecule: messenger RNA, 387 nt
Organism: Blepharisma stoltei
Lineage: Eukaryota; Ciliophora; Heterotrichea; Heterotrichida; Blepharismidae
Source: the annotation of a GenBank genome assembly